This is a messenger RNA of Ceratosolen solmsi marchali, 2046 nucleotides long. Lineage: Eukaryota; Metazoa; Arthropoda; Insecta; Hymenoptera; Agaonidae. The record is from RefSeq and is a predicted model, not a curated record.
AUGAAUUUUAUGGUGCAUCAUUAUCAAGAGUAUGGUACAAAAUAUUCAAUAUCCGCAAUUAACGAUAAAAUGAUUGUCUGCUUAGGUAGAAAUGGUAAUCUUGUUGGACUUCAAAUUUGCGAAUUGGAAGAAAAUAUUGUAGCAGAAAAAAUGGAAGAAUUACAAUGGGAAUGUAAAGAGAACGGCAAGUUUUCUCUUUGCAAUGAUCAAACAUGGUUAGAACAAAAGAAAGCAGACGACAUCCAAGCUGAAGAAAAUAAAUCAACAGCUUUGAAAAAGGAUAUUCUAACCGACAUAAAAAUAUUGAAAUCUAAGGUGCCUCAUUGCAUUCUUCUUUCUUUCAAUGGCAAUACGAUUGUCAAUAAUUUUUCAUUACGUCACUUAAAUGAAUCUGAAAAAAUUGAUGAUCAUUUUAUCGAAGUUUUUGAUACCCCAUUAUCAAAUAUAUAUGCUGAGCAUACUGAUAAUAAAGAAAUUGUGUCACGUCUUAAAUUACUUACGGCAGUUACUGCCUUUGGUUCCCGUUCUUAUACGCUUGAUGAUAAAUGUUUCUUAGAACAUAGCGAUGCUAUUAUGCUUUCUGGAUCAAGUAGUUUCAAAUGGUUAAACGAUAAUACUCCAAUCAGUCAGUUAAUGAAUUUAAAUUGUAAUCCAAGAAAUUAUGAUAUAGCUACUUCUAAGGAAUAUAAGUUAAAGCUGAAACAUCAAGUAUUGAAAGAAACUUCCGAGCGAUUGAUGAAAUUAGAUGAAUUGAAUGGUCGGUUAAAAAAUUUAUUCGGAACAGUGGAAAAAGAUGCUAAUAAGUUCAAUAAUAUAAAAUGGCACUCGAUGGAAGUUCUGGAAGAAAUAAUGAAUGAUGAUAAAGAUGCUUCGCCCGAUAUGAUAAAUAAUUGUUUAAGUAAUCAAAAUAAAGGUGUGAUAUAUGAUUAUGCAUUUCGUGAAGAGAAACUCGAUGAAAUGAUGGAUGGAGUUUUAGAGAAGAGAUGGGAGGAUGAAAUAGCGAAAGAUAUACAGAAGCCGUAUUGCUUAACGUUUAAAUCUCCGUCAAAAUAUAAUGAUGAAGAUAUUAAGGCUGUAGAAGCUUAUCAACAAAUGGUUGAAAAUUUAGAAAUCGAACGAGAGAAAUACAAAGUUCACUUAGUAUCUGAAAUCAAUAACAUAAAUGCUAAAAUACGAGGCGACAUCGAUGAUUUUGAUAAAAGAAUGCAUGCUCUUGCUAUAGAAAGAAUAAAAAUUCAAUCGGCUGUAUUGCAAGAAUUUUUAUUGCGAUUAAACGAGGAAAGGUAUCGAGCUUCAACUGAGCACGAAGAGAAUAAAAUGUCUUUACUUAUAAAUAAAGAUUUAGUGCAAUUGGAAGAUAAUUGUCAAAUCAUAAUAGCCGAGAUAGCGAAUGUUAAGCCCAUCAUUUUGGAACUAAAAAAAAUGUGCCUCUGUUUAAUAACUGAUAGAAAUUCCCAGAUAUUGCCCAAGGAGUAUUUAGAUUUUUUAUGUAACAUGGAUGCAAUGGACGCGAUGCCAACAAAUUUGCCAUUUCAAAUUGAUAGUACACUUUGGCAAACAUUUUGUACAUUACGACGCAAUAAAGUAGAAUCGGAAAUUAAGAUAAAAAUGGCUGCCCUAGAGUUAGCAAAUGCCGAGCAAACGCAUUCUUAUUUGCAAAGGUUGAAUUUAUCGAUUCAAAAUAAUAUAUGUACAAUUAAAAGUACCAUCGCAGAACAAAAGCAGAAACAAUUAAAAAUGACAGAUAAUUUCAAUGUACAAAUUGUUUUAAAAUCUGAACAGAUAGAAGUCGAUUUGUCAGAAUGUUUUAGUAAUUUUAACAAUGCUACUCUCGUCACGUAUAAGCAUCUCACGGAAAUUAAUGGCAAUAUUGUAAAAGAGGGAAAGAAAAAUAUUAAUGUCAUACGUGCACGAAUGAGUUUGAGAAAAUCUAUACUUUUGCUGGAGUGGAAAUAUCAGUGUUCACUUACAAAAGUAAAGCACUUAAAAGAGCAUUUAGCACUCGUGCAAAAUACAAAAGUGAAUCAAUGGCGUCUAGAGGGUUGA